This is a messenger RNA of Podarcis muralis (Common wall lizard), 1917 nucleotides long. RefSeq names its product HRas proto-oncogene, GTPase (gene HRAS). Gene Ontology annotation, biological process: signal transduction. Gene Ontology annotation, molecular function: GTP binding; GTPase activity. The record is from RefSeq and is a predicted model, not a curated record. Gene Ontology annotation, cellular component: membrane. Lineage: Eukaryota; Metazoa; Chordata; Lepidosauria; Squamata; Lacertidae.
ACAGACAACAGCGCGGGGACAGGCGCCCAAUGGAAGCAGCAACGGCGGCGGCGGCAGGAUGAGAAAGAGAAAAGGCGGGGAGAGCGGGGAGACAGAGCACAGCCAGGCCACGUACAGAAAGCGGGCCUUUUGGGGUGGGGGAAGCAAACGCGGAGCCUGCAGAGUGGAGACUAAGGCGGGGGGAGCCAGGAAUGGAAGGAAACGCGUUGCUGAGCGGGAAAGGGAGAGAGCUGCACCCGGAAGAAAGGAGAGGAGGCUUCAUUUGACUGGAGGAAGCGGAGAGCUCUAAAAAUAAGCGUGGCAAAAGAAGAGGCAAUUCCCCGCUCGCCGCUCGCGACGCCCGUUUCCUCUCCAAGCCCCUUCAGAGCUCGCCGCGCGCCCAGGCCAAAGCAGUAGCAGCGCGGCCGGCAGGCGGGGCCCGGGGAGAAGGGAGCGCGGGGCGUGAUUGACAGGCCCCGCAGCCCACCACGAGGUCGGAGGAGCGGAGAGGCCGCGGCGGGGGGCGCCGAGGUUCAGCCCAAGCGCCUAUCGGCUGCUCCGGGAGGAGGCUGUGAGUGACGAGGGGGCGGGGAGCGAGCGGAGUUUGGGCGUGUGCUGCUCGCUGCCUGGGGCUCGCCUCGCGCGCACACACACAUUGUCCAGGCUGACGACGCCGACGCCGUAGCAGCCGCCGCUCCCCGCCCUCCCGCAGCACAGAGAGCGCCUGGAUGCUGGGUGCCAAUGCGGGGAGGGCGCUGCAAGAAGGGGGCUCCGCCGCCGCCUAGGUGGAAAGUUCACCACUGCAUCGGGCCAGCGGGGAACUGACUUGGAGCAGCCAGCCGCCUGCAGGCAAACGGACACAAGGAUCUGUGGAUCUAUCCCGGGGGUCUGAUCCUCCCCCCAUGCAAACUUUGCAUUGCUCCCCACGCUGCCUUUAAAAGAAAAAAAAGCCCCACUGACUCCCCUGAGAAAAGCGCAGCUUUACUCUACUGCCUUUGCAAGGAAAGUAGCCUCGUGGUGGGGGGGACAGCAGACGGCCGCUGUGUUUUGAGGGAACCCUGAACCGGGGUUGACCAGAAGAUGACCGAGUACAAGCUGGUGGUAGUUGGGGCAGGAGGCGUAGGGAAAAGUGCUUUGACCAUUCAGCUUAUCCAGAACCAUUUUGUUGAUGAGUAUGAUCCCACGAUAGAGGAUUCCUACAGAAAGCAAGUCGUCAUUGAUGGAGAGACCUGUUUGUUAGACAUCUUGGACACAGCAGGCCAAGAAGAGUACAGUGCCAUGCGAGACCAGUACAUGCGGACAGGAGAAGGCUUCCUUUGUGUCUUUGCUAUUAACAACACCAAGUCCUUUGAAGACAUUCAUCAGUACAGGGAGCAGAUCAAGAGGGUGAAGGACUCUGAUGAUGUCCCGAUGGUAUUGGUGGGAAAUAAGUGUGACCUUCCAGCCCGGACUGUGGAAACCCGGCAAGCCCAGGAGCUGGCUCGGAGCUAUGGGAUUCCCUACAUAGAGACAUCGGCCAAGACUAGACAGGGAGUUGAAGAUGCCUUCUAUACUUUAGUGCGGGAGAUCCGGCAGCACAAACUACGCAAAUUGAAUCCCCCAGAUGAAAGUGGCCCAGGCUGCAUGAAUUGUAAAUGUGUGAUAUCAUGACUAAGCUGACCAGACUGUGACUUGGAGGGAUUUCCACUGUGUGUAGUGCAGAGACAGAGGCGACAUGAAAGAAGAAUCAAGUGGAUUCAAGGGAAGGGGACAGACGAGAUGGUGUCUGCAGGCCCCAAGAGCUCUGCACAGACUGUCUCAAAACUUCACCAAGGCCUGCAAUGAACUGUUUUUUAUUUUUAUUUUUGAAACGCUCCUCUCCUCUCCUUGCCUCCCUCCCCCUCCUGGCAACUUGUACAAAGCCACAGAUGGAAGUAAAUUAUUGUAUGAUGGUCUUGA